AAUAUUUUCAAAAACCACCAAACCGAAGCCUACAGAAGAAAAGAAGAGAACUUUCCUUCUUAUAUUUUUGUUCCAAUUCUUCAAUUUCAACAAACAAAAGGGAAAAUGUUUCUUGUAGAUUGGUUUUAUGGGAUUUUAGCAUCUUUGGGUUUGCAUCAGAAGGAAGCAAAGAUUUUGUUUCUGGGGCUCGAUAAUGCCGGAAAGACAACUCUGCUUCAAAUGCUCAAAGAUGAGAGACUUGUUCAGCAUCAGCCAACGCAGUACCCAACAUCGGAAGAACUAAGCAUAGGGAAGAUCAAAUUCAAGGCCUUUGAUUUGGGCGGCCAUCAAAUUGCUCGUAGAGUCUGGAAGGACUAUUACGCCAAGGUUGAUGUCGUGGUCUACCUGGUCGACGCAUACGACAAGGAGCGAUUCGCGGAGUCGAAAAGGGAGCUCGACGCCCUCCUCUCGGAUGAAUCUCUGGCAGAUGUACCGUUCCUCAUUCUAGGGAACAAGAUCGACCUACCAUACGCAGCUUCGGAGGACGAAUUACGUUUCCAUAUGGGGUUGACAAACUUCACAACUGGGAAAGGGAAGGUUAAUCUGGAAGGCACUAACGUGCGUCCGCUCGAAGUUUUCAUGUGCAGCAUCGUGCGUAAGAUGGGGUACGGCGACGGCUUCCGUUGGCUCUCUCAGUACAUUUAAGUAAAAAGCAAAACCAAUAACAACAAUUGCCAUGUCUAUAAGGAAACAUGUGUGGUCCUUGUUUAGAGGUUCAUUUUAAUGCAGUAUUUAGGGUUUGAAAACUCUGUUUAUCUUGUUAUGUUCUUUGUAGAGAAACAAGAUUACUUGGGAGUCAAGACAGUUCCAUUUUGUAAAAAGGAGGGUC
Molecule: messenger RNA, 868 nt
Organism: Hibiscus syriacus
Lineage: Eukaryota; Viridiplantae; Streptophyta; Magnoliopsida; Malvales; Malvaceae
Product: GTP-binding protein SAR1A-like
Exons: 3
Coding region: 106-684 (192 amino acids)
Biological process (GO): vesicle organization; membrane organization; endoplasmic reticulum to Golgi vesicle-mediated transport
Cellular component (GO): COPII vesicle coat; endoplasmic reticulum exit site
Molecular function (GO): GTP binding; GTPase activity
Source: RefSeq, a predicted model, not a curated record